CUCUCUCUCUCUCUCUCUCUCUGAACCAGUCCCCGACUUCUCUCUCUCCACCGGUUUCACCUCCUUAAGGUAAGCUCUCCCCGUCACGUACCUCACCCCUCCGCACUUGUCGCUCAAUCCACGCUCUAUUAGUGAACCCACACACACUCUCUGCUCCUUUAUUACUUCACCCAUUCUCCCUAUUUCUUCCUUGGUAAUCGAUCUUCUUCCACACCCAUAGGGUUUUAAGCCUGUACAAACUGGAUUUACUGCUUUACAUGCCCUCUUUUGCUUGAAUCACUUCAACCCAGAAUUGUUUUUCCACUCGUAGAUCUACUACUUGUCAAUUUCGAUUGGUUCGGUACUGUUUUAAUUAAUUCAAUACCCGCGCUUUGCUUUCUGAUUCAUGCUAGUCUCGCAUCUGCAUUGUUUUGUGGGCACGUGUGGUAGAUCAAGUGUAUUAGGAUGUUGAAACAUUUAGAUCUGGUUUUGGAUCUUGUAUCUUUAAUAGAUCUAAUGCGAAGUAGCUUUUUUUCCCCUGACAGUCAGGUGUGUCCAGGCCAGCUUACGUGCUGGCCUCAAUUAAUCACUCCCCUCCCCGGUUCGGUCAGAGGCAAGGCCAUCCACAUCCGGGGGACUUGGGAAUUCACAAGAAUACUAUUUUCUUGCGGCCUGAACCUUUGGGGCUAGUUCUUUAAUAGUAGUAUCUUUUAUAGACCUACUGUUUGACGUGAAAGGAAAGGAAAGGAAAAUGGAGUAAUUUAAUACGGGUGCAAGAUAUCUGUCGGCGUUAGGAAAAUGGCCUCCCAUAUUGUUGGAUACCCUCGCAUGGGCCCGAAGAGAGAACUUAAGUUUGCAUUGGAAUCUUUCUGGGAUGGGAAGAGCAGUGCUGAGGAUUUGAAAAAGGUGGCCACCGAUUUGAGGUCAUCCAUCUGGAAGCAGAUGAAAGAUGCUGGCAUCAAGUAUAUUCCCAGCAAUACAUUCUCCUACUAUGAUCAAGUUCUUGACACAACCGCAAUGAUCGGUGCGGUCCCCCCUAGGUACGGAUGGAAUGGCGGUGAGAUCGAGUUUGGCACUUACUUCUCAAUGGCUAGAGGAAACGCCACCGUACCGGCUAUGGAGAUGACCAAGUGGUUUGACACCAACUACCAUUUCAUUGUUCCUGAGUUGGGACCUGAUGUUAAGUUCUCUUAUGCUUCUCACAAGGCGGUUGAAGAGUACAAGGAAGCCAAGGCGCUUGGAGUAGACACCGUUCCCGUCCUUGUCGGUCCUGUUUCCUACCUAUUGCUCUCAAAACCUGCCAAGGGUGUUGAGAAAUCAUUCUCUCUUCUCUCCCUACUGGACAAAAUCCUUCCAAUCUACAAGGAAGUCAUUGCCGAGUUAAAGGCAGCUGGUGCAUCGUGGAUACAGUUUGAUGAGCCCACUCUUGUAAAGGAUCUUGAAUCUCACCAGUUGCAAGCAUUCACUAGUGCCUACUCUGCGCUAGAAUCAUCUCUAUCAGGCCUGAAUGUUAUCAUUGAGACUUACUUUGCUGACGUUCCGGCUGCGGCAUUUAAAACCCUCACUGGCCUGAAGUGCGUGACUGGCUUUGGUUUUGAUCUGGUUCGUGGAACAAAGACUCUUGAUUUGAUCAAGGGCGAAUUCCCAUCUGGCAAAUACCUAUUUGCUGGCGUGGUUGACGGAAGAAACAUCUGGGCCAAUGACCUUGCUUCAUCUCUCAGCGUCCUACAGUCCCUUGAGGGCAUCGUGGGUAAAGACAAGCUUGUGGUUUCCACCUCCUGCUCGCUUCUCCACACUGCUGUUGACCUAGUUAAUGAGCCUAAGCUGGACAAAGAACUGAAAUCGUGGCUGGCAUUUGCUGCUCAAAAAGUCGUUGAAGUGAAUGCGUUGGCAAAGGCAUUGGCCGGUCACAAGGAGGAGGCAUUCUUCUCUGCUAAUGCUGCAGCUCAGGCGUCAAGGAAGUCCUCCCCCAGGGUUACCAAUGAGGCUGUUCAAAAAGCUGCUGCUGCUUUGAAAGGUUCUGACCACCGUCGUGCAACAAAUGUCAGUGCCAGACUAGAUGUUCAACAGAAGAAGCUUAACCUUCCAAUUCUGCCAACCACCACCAUUGGCUCUUUCCCCCAAACAAUGGAACUCAGAAGAGUUCGCCGUGAAUACAAGGCGAAAAAGGUCUCCGAGGAGGAAUACGUUAAGGCUAUUAAGGAGGAAAUCAACAAAGUUGUCAAGCUCCAGGAAGAGCUUGAUAUUGAUGUCUUGGUUCAUGGAGAGCCCGAGAGGAACGAUAUGGUUGAGUACUUUGGAGAGCAGUUGUCUGGAUUUGCCUUCUCUGCCAAUGGGUGGGUGCAAUCCUACGGAUCUCGUUGUGUGAAGCCACCAAUCAUUUACGGUGAUGUGAGCCGCCCCAAGCCCAUGACGGUUUUCUGGUCCUCUAUGGCUCAGUCCAUGACUGCUCGCCCAAUGAAGGGAAUGCUUACAGGCCCCGUGACCAUCCUCAAUUGGUCGUUUGUCAGAAAUGACCAGCCCAGAUUUGAGACUUGCUAUCAGAUUGCGUUGGCUAUCAAGGAGGAAGUAGAGGAUCUUGAGAAGGCUGGAAUCAAUGUUAUCCAGAUUGAUGAAGCUGCUCUAAGGGAGGGUUUGCCACUUAGGAAGUCUGAGGAAGCCUUUUACUUGGAAUGGGCCGUCCACUCCUUCAGGAUCACUAACUGUGGCGUCCAAGACACUUGCCAGAUCCACACCCACAUGUGCUAUUCCAAUUUCAACGAUAUUAUCCACUCCAUCAUUGACAUGGAUGCCGAUGUCAUCACCAUUGAGAACUCCCGCUCUGAUGAGAAACUCCUAUCUGUGUUCCGUGAGGGAGUGAAGUAUGGUGCUGGAAUCGGCCCUGGCGUGUACGACAUCCACUCUCCUAGAAUACCAUCAACCGAUGAAAUUGCUGACAGGAUCAACAAGAUGCUUCAAGUUCUCGAGACCAACAUCUUGUGGGUGAAUCCCGACUGUGGGCUAAAGACUCGCAAGUACACUGAAGUGAACCCGGCUCUCAAAAACAUGGUGGCUGCGGCCAAGCUUAUCCGCACCCAGCUUGCUAGCGCUAAGUGAGUGGUGCUCCCUCAUAAUUCAAUCUUAAAAUAUCCUCAUAAUUGAUUGAUAAUAAUUGUGCUUCUGGUGAUGAAAUAUUCAGUAUUGUAGUUCGCCCAAUGGGCAUUUUCUUUUCUUGUUUUCCUGCCCUUUUUUGUUUUUGAAUGUUGUGUAAUUUUGGGUUUCACCUUCAGCAUAUUCGAAAGGCAUUAAAUUGAGUAGUGUUUGUUUCUAAAUGAAUCCAAUUCAAGAAAUUUCAUUAUUGAA
This is a messenger RNA of Rhododendron vialii, 3321 nucleotides long. Its product is annotated as 5-methyltetrahydropteroyltriglutamate--homocysteine methyltransferase. Gene Ontology annotation, molecular function: zinc ion binding; 5-methyltetrahydropteroyltriglutamate-homocysteine S-methyltransferase activity. The record is from RefSeq and is a predicted model, not a curated record. Lineage: Eukaryota; Viridiplantae; Streptophyta; Magnoliopsida; Ericales; Ericaceae. The transcript has 12 exons. The coding region runs from base 778 to 3075 and encodes 765 amino acids.